AUGGGCAUCCUAUGCAGCAUUGUGAUUCUGAGCACUGGUUUGCUAGCCAACCCUCCGUGUACACGGCUGCAGGGUUCCGUCAAGCAGAUCGUGGGCUCCUCCCUCAAGGACGGUGAAGGCGCCGCUUCCGAGCUGAAGACCAACUUCGUGGCCACCCAGCCGUCGUCCUGGUUUGCUGAGCUCUUUGCGCGCGACAACCUCACUGGCGGCCAUGUCAUCAUGCUGGGCGCCAGCGAAGCCAACGAGCGGGCGGCCAUCGAGGCGCUGCAGGCCUACCCAGGUGGCCUCCAACUGGGCGGCGGGGUCACCGCGGAGAACGCUGCACGCUACUUGAUGGCUGGGGCCAGCCACGUGAUUGUGACCUCUUAUGUCUUCCAGGAGGGCAGGCUGAAUGAGCGACGCCUGGCCGGCCUGGUCGAGGCUGUUGGCAGCGACCGCCUGGUGCUAGACCUGAGCUGCAGGAAAAAGGACGACGGCCAGUACUACGUUGUCACUGACCGCUGGCAGCGCUUCAGUGACCUUGCCGUGACUGAGGCCACGCUGCGCCAGCUGGGCGCGCGCUGCGCGGAGUUCCUGGUGCACGGCGUGGAUGUGGAGGGCAAGCAGCUGGGCAUCGACGAGGAGCUGGUGGGCCUGCUGGGCGCGCUGUCGCCCAUCCCCUGCACCUACGCCGGCGGCGCCCGCACCCUGGCCGACCUUGAUCGCGUGGCGGCGGCUGGAAAGGGCCGCGUGCACAUCACGGUGGGCAGCGCGCUGGACGUCUUCGGCGGCGCCCUGCCCUACGCCGACGUCGUGGCGUGGCACGCCCGCCAGCGAGGAACGUGA
Messenger RNA from Auxenochlorella protothecoides, 825 nucleotides. Its product is annotated as 1-(5-phosphoribosyl)-5-[(5-phosphoribosylamino)methylideneamino] imidazole-4-carboxamide isomerase, chloroplastic. The transcript is spliced from 5 exons. The coding region runs from base 1 to 825 and encodes 274 amino acids. The record is from RefSeq and is a predicted model, not a curated record. Gene Ontology annotation, biological process: L-histidine biosynthetic process; L-tryptophan biosynthetic process. Gene Ontology annotation, molecular function: 1-(5-phosphoribosyl)-5-[(5-phosphoribosylamino)methylideneamino]imidazole-4-carboxamide isomerase activity. Gene Ontology annotation, cellular component: cytoplasm. NCBI's taxonomy places the organism in Eukaryota, Viridiplantae, Chlorophyta, Trebouxiophyceae, Chlorellales, Chlorellaceae.